AUGGCGGCGCGCCAGACGCGGCAGACGGACUUGAAGCGCAUCGGGCAUUUCGCGGGGAGGCGCGCCAGGAUCUCCGAGAUGAUUACGUCGUCUGGGAGGGUGCAGGCCGCCGGCGGCCUUAUAAACCGUACCCAAUUACCCGUCGACCAAUCGCCCAGCACGCUCCCCUGCUCUCUGCAGCCUUCCGUCCCUCGAUUAGUCGAUUCUCUCCGGCGGCGUGAGAUCGACAAGGGCAAAGCUCAUGCCGGACCCGGCGAGAGCGAGACCCAGCGGCGCACGUACGAGGUCCUGGACGCCGUGGCAGCCCUGGAGCCCGGCACCGCGCGGCGGCUCUGCUCGACGGUGCGGCAGAUGCGUCGCAGCUCCUCCGCCGACACGGACGCCAUGAAGAACGCGCGGCAGCUCCUCCGUAGCGCCAUGUCCGGCAUCGACGACUACGCCGCCGUCUACAGGGCCUGGAUCGCCAUGGAGACCGAGGACAGCGGCAUCGGCAUCGGCGUCGCCAGGGAGCUCGUCCUGGACUGGGGUUGCGUGUGCACGGCCGAGGGCACUGCCGACGAGUACGCCGCGUUCUGGAUCGAUUACCUCGCCUUCGAGCUCAGUACUGGGCGGGUCUUCAGAAGGGUAGCAUGAAGGAGAAGCUGAUGAUGGGGGCGCAGUUACUUCAGCUGGUGGCGACCGAUGUUCUGCAUCCUCGGCAUGGCUGGAGUCUCUGUCAGAGAAGAAUACUGGGAACUUGAGGAGCUCUGUGUUUUGCUGAGAACUGGUUUUGAUUUUGGCCUGGAGCCAUGCUUCUACUUGUAAUUUGUGGAGUCCAGUCAGGCUGGAGGUCUGGCUGUUUUUA
This is a messenger RNA of Brachypodium distachyon (stiff brome), 844 nucleotides long. RefSeq lists its product as uncharacterized. The record is from RefSeq and is a predicted model, not a curated record. The transcript has 3 exons. NCBI's taxonomy places the organism in Eukaryota, Viridiplantae, Streptophyta, Magnoliopsida, Poales, Poaceae. The coding region runs from base 1 to 633 and encodes 210 amino acids.